GUCAUCGAAAUGGGUAUUAAAAUACCACAUAUUCUUCUACUGACAUGUGCAGCCUCACUACAUUGGGUAUGCUCCAGCAAUAAUGAAUAUCCGACCACACUUCUGGCUGCUGCCUCGCUAAGUCAUCAAGAUCAUUCCGACACUCCGGUUCAUUUGAAGUUUCAACCUUCGAAGUACACUGAUAAUCUUAACGUCAGUAUAACAACACUAAAUCAACAUGUUAUUAAAUAUGAUGUGAAUACAGAUACCACCAACCCACUGAAUAUAGGUUCCACUUCCACAACACAGGCUUUCUUAUUAAAACUAAGUACUUGGAUCACGAACUACUGCGAGGAAAACGAGGAGUCCCUGGCACAGCUGAUGAACGCCAUUGUAACUAAGGAGCUCGAGAAGUGUGUCCUUGUGGUGGCUGCUGAUCAAACAUUCUGGUCAUCGCAUUUGAUGGAACUUCUCUCAAGACUCCCAAACUUAAAACAGAUAGUGAAGGUAAUGGGAGAGGAGGAGCUGGCGGAAGUGUUCUUGGAGGUGCAACAGUGUCGAGGUUAUGUCUUCCUACUAAGUGAUGCUGCGCCACUCUUCACCAUGACUCAAACUCUCUCGGGUCCAUGGGACUAUGAUGGCAGGUAUGUUGUGGUGGGCAUCUCACAGCAGCAGAUGGAAGCACUCACGCUCACUAAGAAGGGCAGGAAGACACAGCACCUGGUGGGUGUGUUCCAGUCAACGGUGGCGGGAGAGUACGAGGUGUUUGUCAACACUCUGUACCAAGAAGAGAAGCUGACCCGGGUCUUCACAUGGCAUGAUAAACGCUCUUCCAGUGCCUCGCUCAGCAUCUUCCCGGAUAAGAUCACUGAUCUCCACGGUGCUACGCUCAAUGUGGUAACAUUUGAAUUUCCUCCAAACGUCAUGUACUUGAGGUCGAGGGAGGGAGCUGUGAUCCUACGUUACGGGAUCGACAUAGACAUGGUCACCAGUUUAGCCAGGAUCUUCAACUUCACUAUAAACAUCUUGGAAUCUCCACCAGGUGAAAUGUGGGGAGAUAUAACUGCGAAUGGGACGUGGAACGGAAUGGUCGGACUGUUUGGUAGAGAGGAAGGAGAUAUUGGCGUGGCAAACAUUUUUAUUACGGCUGUGGGCGGUCGUCAAGAGUUUCAGGAGUACACCACUUAUUACGACCAGGAGUCGACAUGCUUUAUGAUCCAGAGUGAAGGUGAGUUUCCACGGUGGCAGUCACUCGCCCUGCCGUUCACUCGCACCACCUGGCUCGCCGUCCUGGUCGUUCUUAUUGUAACUGGUCCUCUUCUUUACUUUCUGGCAAAACUCACUGGUUUCAGUGGUGAGAAAAUGGCAGCUCAGUCUUUGUCGUAUACCACACUGUACACUGCAGGGAUGCACUUCAGGUAUUCUCUCCGAGUAGCUCCCAGCAGCGCAAGUCUGCAAGUGUUUCUUUUGUUUCUGUGGUUUUAUAUCACCAUCAUCACCACAGGUUAUUGUUCCAACCUCACAGCUUUCCUCACGGUGGAUCGAUCUCCUCCUGGAAUUAAUUCUAUAAAGGAACUGUACCACUCAUCGCUCUCUGUCUUUGGUCUCGGAUCAUUUUUUGGUUACUCUAUGGCUGAGUCUACCAAUGAGGACCUCAGGGGUUUGUCUAAACGAUUCAUAUCAAUGAGAAGUUUCGAGGACAUCAGUCAUGAGGUACUGAUGGGUAAAGGUGUGAUGAUACAGACACGACGAUAUCAUCAGUUUUCCAUGACUCGCCUCACUACCUCUCUGGGAAUCCCGAUGGUCAGGAUUAUGACGGAAUGUUUCUUGCCAUUCAACGUCGCUAUUGCUCUCCAGAGUCACUCUCCACUGAAGAAAAGCUUCGACCGUGUUGUGGGACUGAUCUCCCAAGCCGGCCUCGUCAACUUCUGGUUCAAGCAGGCGCUUGUACUCUCACAAACGCAUUCAGCCCAGUACUGCCUUGUACUGUACACCUCGAAUUUCCUUUCCCUUUACGACGUUAAACGACAGGAACGUCACAGUUUACGUAAAUGA
Messenger RNA from Cherax quadricarinatus, 2034 nucleotides. Lineage: Eukaryota; Metazoa; Arthropoda; Malacostraca; Decapoda; Parastacidae. The record is from RefSeq and is a predicted model, not a curated record.